CGGGGCGAGAAUCCUAGCCUCCCCACUGCCACCGCUUAUUUGGCUUCUGCGGCUGGCUCCACGGCUGGCAGGUUGUCGUCACACGUUGGUCACACAUUUCCGGCGUUGGCCUGCCAACCCGGUUUGCCAGCAACAGCAGCGAGCCACCAUCAUCCGGAGCAGUUGGGUCACGUGGCCGCCGCCGCCGCCGCCGCCGCCGCUGCCGCCGCCUCGAUGGGCAUGGAGUCCUCGGAGCUUAUGGCGAUGGCUCAUUAUCAGGCACAGCAGCUGCAGCGGCAGUUGCUGGCCGAGCAAUCAGGUCCGGGCACCCCGAUGCUACCACCUACGUCUGCUCAGCCUACUGGUGGAGGCUUGACGCAGCCGCAAGGACUCCAGGGGCAGCAGCAACAGCAGAGUCAGAUGCAACCGGGUCAGGAUCCAUUGCAGAGCCUGGUGCAGCAACUGCUCUGUUUACAGCAGAUUGAGUAUUUCUUGGCGCAGCGCGGUCACAAGUAAUUACAUUUUGGAAAACGUACGGAUCAUCUCACGAGAGAUGAUUGGACCAGAAAGUGAUGUACGGAACUCGUUGUGAACGAGAAACGCGUUUGUGCUAAAGUGCUCUGGUUCGUCAAUAGGUAUAUUCCGUGCCGAAUUGUCGAGCGACCCUGCAGUGCUGCUGCAUUUGAUGUUGUGCACUAUCGAGGAUGAAGACGAAAACGAACUUACGUGCGGUGGCAGUCUGCUCGAGUUCGUAAUGUUUUUCUAAUUCUUGGACGGAUGGGGGAGGAGGAGAAGUAGCGCGGUAUCUUUAUUCGUUACGAUAAUGCGGGAAGAUUACGAGAAAAAAUCGAAGGAAAGGAGCGAUAGAUAAAUAGAGGAGAAUUGAGCCCGUGUAUUCGUGAAUUAUUGUAUCGUUUCGAAAUACCGUGCGGAUGGACAGUGAUCUCCGAAAUAGUAGAGAUCAAGUGUUUUAGCGUGUGAUAAAAACUUUAUGUCAAAAAUUAUAUUAAAUAUGAAAAAGGUGGAAUACAUACAAUGUGACUAAACAGUGAAAGAUCGCUUUUGGACAAAAAGUAGGAAGCGAAAAAAGGAACGUUAAUGCCACACGCAUCAGAGACGAUUAUCCGCUCUAGUGCAAGCUGUGAAUGAAUCUCUAUCCGUCAACAGUAUUGAUAUAAUUAAUAGAGUAAAUGAAUAUAAAAUAUUGUAAGAACUAUAUCGUAAGUACGUAUUUGUGCAAAUGUCAGUGUGCAAGUUAGGCAGAAUGCGCGAUAUGACAGUGAGAAAGAAUAUAUGCUCGAGAUAUAUGAGAAAGAAAGAGAAGAAAAAAUGAAUACGCAAGGAUGCAAGUGAUUAAAUCAGAGAAAAAGAGAGUGUGUGAGGGAGAGAGAGAGCUAGACAGAGUCACUUUCGAUUCAAAUAUGUUUUUAUUUUUAAAUGCGGGGAUUGACCGGACGUCAAUACAAAUCUCGCUGAUUAUCCCGAGGGCUCGUUAUAGAAGUUUAUCUUUUAUUAUUAUUAUAAUUAUUUGACGAACCACGGAAAGUGUGAGAUUUUGCACGUUAAGUAUGUAAGAAAAACCUCGUUUCCAAAUAUUCGACAUUAUUGGUACAUGUAACAUAAAGGUAAAAUAUUCUUGGAACCGAGACGACACGGUAUCAAUCUCUACAGUGCAGGAAAAAAAAUGUAAAAGCAUUUUUUAACAAAAUGCUUCUCGUUUUAUAUUUACAUCGCGUUAUGAUACGUAGCACAGCACGCACCCACGUCUUAGGAAUUAUAUGUGUCUUAACUUUAUAUGUGGGAUAUAUCCAGAUGAAUACUUUAUGUUCACUGAUCUGAUCAUGUUUCUACUUUAAACCAGAGCUUUUUUAACAAAAUAUUAGGACCUUUAUAAUAUUAUUUAACAUAUUAGUAAUGUGUGUAUGCGUGAUUCGAUACAAUGCACACAAUGUACAUCACGUGAAAAUAUAUAUACAAAACACAUACAAUACAGACACAUGUAAAUCUUUAGUAAAUAAAGUUCCUUGCGCGUUACAUUUUAAACAUCAUGUAUGUUCCUCAUUACUAUGUUUAGACGCGUUGCAUUUGUUCCUAUUUUUUACAUUUUUGUGAUUCGUUACGUGUUCCUUCUUUUAGCAUGAUUUUAAUCAGAUUCAAAUGAUUUUAAGAAAACAUCAAAUCAUUCAUCUUUUUUAAUCAUCUAUAAGACUUGAUUAAUGUGCUCUUUGAUUCUUGCGAAUCUUUUUUAUGUAUAAUAAUUACUUAAAAUGAUAAUAGCAAUUAAUUUUCUCAAAUCUCAACUUUAAAAAAAUGUCUAAUAUUUUAAGUAUUUAUAUCAUUUAUAUAUAAAAAUUUGCGUUGAGAAUCAGAGUUAUACAUUAUCGCGCGUCGAAAUGUAAGAAAGGGGAACAUUGUUUCAAUCGUAAUUAUAAUACAUCACAUAAAUUCUGCGAUUCCUUCAGCAUUUUCCCGCAUGGCUAAUGUCAUAUGAAUACGAUCCUGGUACGAGCUCUGUUUUGAUUUCAAAAUUCUAAUUUUUCGAAUAUAUGAACACAUACAUCUACAGAGAUAGACACAUAUACUUGAGAAUAUAAUUCGCAUGUCACAAACCGUUCUAUUGCCGUAAAUAUUCCCUGUCAUUGUAGAUCUGCAUGAAAACAAAAUGCAUUCGCAAAAUCAUAUGCCGUUCUCACAUCGGGUCAUUAAUCGGAUAACAAGUUUACGCCAUCGUAACAAGAAAAGGAAGUUUUUAGAUUUUAAUUUCUGUUACGCGAAAUUUAAGAUCAAAUUUUCUUUCUAUUGUUCGAAAAUUUUUUCUAUUUGUUUGAUUUUAACUGUAAUCCAAAGAACAAUAUUACUUUCUGAAAAAUCAAAGUGGUGCAUCACGCCUUCGGGAUCUUUAAAUCGGACCAUUCUCGGAUAUUUGCAAAUGAAUGAAUCGAAUCCGACUAUUUAUCAAAUUUUACACAGAGAAACGGGGAGAGGAGAUGGAAAGCGCAUAUACAUACAAAAUGGAGUUUAUAUCCUUUUAAAAAGCAAAACAUUUUCUGCAUUUAUGUAUGUCGAAACCGCGCGGGAAUAUAUUUUGAUAUGUACAAAGAUUAUUAACAUAUUCAUGCGCAUCAUACGAAUAUCAAUCUUUUUUUUUUCUUUGAAAGAUCGCCAUUGUGUUUUCAUUAUUUUGCUGGUUUUAAAUGCAAACGCGUAUAUUACCGAACAUUGAUCUUCUAUCUUCUUUUACCUGAUUCUUUUUUUUUUAGAUUGAAAUAAAGUAGACUACACAGAUACGAGAGCGAAUGUGGCUUAUGUAUAGAAAGUAUCGAGAGCGAGAGACGAAUCGUGCGACAAAAAAAAAGAUACGCACGCAUGUCGUUGAGCAGGCACUUACACGUACAUACACAGUUACAUAUUUACAUAUACACUUACUCCAGAGUCACACACAAAAAGAAUCGUGAAUUAGUUAGAUAAGCCACGCCUGAAGCCAGUACAGUCCCACGGCGUGAGAGUGUGCGAAAACAGGAGAAAGGUGUAUUUCGUAAAAUAUACUUGUGCAUAUAGAGAGACAAAAAGAAUGAGAGAAAGCUAAGCGAAAUCGCAAAAAGUAAGAGAGAAAAAACGCACAUGUAUAGGAGCGCGUGUGUAUGCGUGUAUGUGCGGGAGAGAAUGUGAGAGAAUGUACGAAUGAUUUCGACACGAGCAUGCAGUGGGUUUUAGCAUAAAUGAUCUAUUGACAAAUGUUGUAUAUUAUUACGAAUUAUAAUGACACUAUUAUAAUUAAUUAAUUAAUUAAUUAAUUAUUAUACCCUAAUAAUGUGAAUUGAAUUUAAACGACAAAAAAUACACGAAAUGAUAAGUAAUAGGCGAACAAAUUUUUAAUUGUUAGCGCACGAAAGCCGAAAUUAUAAUGCCCCACGGGCAUCCCUAGGCCGAAACUCGAAAGUAGCAUCAAAUCGUAUCCGCGCGACAUAGUCGAAAACAAAAUACAUUACACAGUACGUGGCAAAGUCGCGCGGAGGCGAGACUUUGGUACGGAACUUGAGAUCCUUGCCGGGAGAAAGUGCAUCGCCCAGGCCUCGAGCGGCACGAUUUGCCCUCCGUAUAAGGAAAGGACUGUGAUCUUCGUUAUAGUAAUCCGAUCUAUAACGCGCGAUUCACGACGCUUCACUGCAAGCAAACAAGAUCUCGACAUUCCGCGGUAUCGCACUAGUCACAUUCGCAGGCAAGCACAAUGUCAUAAAGUCGACCGGCAAACAUUUAUGGUUGGCUUUACUGAUGAUGAUUAACUUUUAACCGCGGUAUUUUUAUCGAUUCUUCGCCUCUUUCUAGCUCGAACCUUAUAGAAGGAAAUGAAGAAUCGCUCGAAUCGAAUUAAUCGGUGGCAUUAGUCUUCAAACGUUGAUAACAGAUUGAAUAAUAUUUAGCAAACGUCACCAUUGAAUAUCGUCGUGCGUUAUUGCGUAAGGUAUUUUUUCAAAAGUAUCAUUUGUGCGUUAAAUUAUCUCUCUCUCUCUCUCUCUCUCUCUCUCUUUCAGGAGUGCAUAUUGAUUUGCCUAUCCGGAAAUAAAUCCUAUGUGUUCCGUUCGAAUAGUCGGCGAUGCACUUCGAAACAAUGUUGAGAAUAGCCACGAGAUGCGAGACGAGACACGCAAACUCUCGGCCGCAUCUUCAUCCUGAAGCUAUUUUAAUUUCAAACAAUGAUUCUACAAGUCGUCGCGCUAUGGGAAACGUCUCGAGCGAUACACCUCGUGAUUGUUCAUCGCCAUAUGAGGUCAUACUUGUACGAGUCAAGUUUUUUAAUUUAUGCGCAAGAGGAAAGCGGAGGGACAACGGGCUCGGCGGGCUCAGUGAAAGUAUCGAUCAUAAUAGAGUGACAGGUCGCACACAAGGUGGAUGACCUAAGGUCGUGCAUUAAUCUGCGAGAAAGCGGCUUUUGGUUUCGAACGCAUUUCAUUUUUUGCUUUCUUUGUAUUUCUGCGAAUGUACAAAACGGAAUUGCGCAUAUUUUCUACGAAUACGGAGAAAGAAUAUAUAAAUGCUGAAUCUCUUUUGCUAUGGCGAUCAGAAGAGAUUGCCGGAAUAAAAUUUAAACGCUUGCCUUUGAAGUCACGCUUCUCGUUUUCGCGCGAAAUGUGUAAAAAGGACGCUCAUAAAGGACGAUGAUUGCGAAAAACAACACAAAAUUUAUUACGAAUAGUCGUUAACAUAAUGACGCGUAUUAUUUCUUAAUUACUUAACGCGAUUUUGCAUUAAUUAUAGUCUUUAUUGCGCGAUGCUCGACGCUCUCACCAGCAAUUAAAUGACUAGGGCAAUUUCGUUAUUGAAUUUUCUGUUUUUACCUAAUUCGGAUUAAGAUCAUGUUUAAUUCGUACGCUACGUAUUCUAAUGAAAUUUGAUACAUCAAUGAAUACUACUUACAUAUAUCACGAGUAAAAGUUUCAAUACUUUAUAUUUUAGAAAUUUUGAUUCUAAAAUUUUCGAAUGACAUAAUUAUUCUUUAAUCUUAAACACGUAUUUUCUUUUUCAGGAAGACCAUAGAUUUAGAAUUGUAAGGUAAUUUUUGCGAAUUUUAACAUAUAACGAAAAUCAUAAAAUUCUCUAAAAGCAAGUAGAAAUAGCAAUCAAAUUAAAAAUCAUGUAUUGGAAUCAACUUUAUUUUUUUGGAUGUAAAUUAUUUUAUAUUUAACAUUAUUAUGAGAUAUAUUGAUCAGUGUCUAUGAAGUCUACUUUUAUUAAUUUUAUCUAGCGUGAUUGAAACUUUUAUCUUGUAUUUAAUGAGAUAUUGCAAUUACACAUUCCAGAGAAAUUAAAUAAAUCGUGCCGAAUUUGUGCUGUAAGUUGCAUUAUUAAAAUGAUAACUUUUAAUUAAAUCUUUCGCAAUCGUGCAAAUGCGUAAUUCACGAAGCCAACGACAACAGCAAGCGUUCGAUUAGCUUAAUUUCUAUUCAUUAACAAGAUUUAGCGCGAAUUUGCCGGCCGCGAUGUCGUAAUUCAUAAUUAAUAUUUGAUAGGUUGUUAAUAAACGAAUUACAUCUAGCAUCUGUGAAUAGAGUAUCAUGUUCAUUCAAUUGUCUCAUUCACAUUCAUCCAAACAUUAGUACAUUCUGUUCGAUUAGUCUACAGUCAUGAUAAUUGUGAUUGGUAUUUCGUCGCACAAAAAAUGGAAAACUAGAAAGAAGAGCAAAUUAUUUGUUAAAUCUAAUGAUUCUAAAGAAUUAUUUAUUUCCCUACCGAAACAAAACGUCUUUAAUGUAAAUAUAAUUCGGUAUAUUCUGACAGGAUUAACGUCUGAGAGCAUGAUUGAUCGAAUCAUAUAUGCGCGAUGCUGCUAAUUUUACGUACGAGAUUCUUCGCCGCAUGAUGGUUUGAUUCUGAAUUGGAAAGAUCUCGAGUACAUUUUGGCUCAGGGAGAGAAAAAGUAUGUCGUAUUCGAAAGCGAGCUUUGAAUUGAAUGAUCACUGCGAUCACUUCCUUCUCGUCGACUCGAUCGAGCGAUUCUUUAAGUCGUAGGAUUGAUUUUUGCAGUUAAAGUUCCUCAUUUAGCUCAUUUAGUGAUAAAACAAUUCCGCUCGAAAUAUUUAGACUAUCAUAUAUUCUUCAAUAUAUUAAUUAUCUUUAUUGAUAUCCGAGAUCUUUAGCAGUUUGCUUUUAAUCUGUUAACAGAAAAAAAACAAAAACAAGAAAAUCGAGAAAUGUGCAAUAUACUCAAAUCUAAUUUAUCUCGAUAAAAAAAGUGUUUGCUAAGUUUUUAAUUAAUCGUUUGUUUAAGACGGCCGCGUAUGUAUAUUUGGGAAAAUUGUUUCUCGAUCAUUAAUGUUGGAUAUAAUUUAUACAAUUCGGAAUACAGAAAUCUCAUGAUUAUUAUGCCGUGAUAUACACAGAACUUUAUAAUUAUCUUGGAAUCAAAUUGCAUAUCACCGACCGAAUCUCAGGAGAAGCUGAUUAGUAUUAUGGAAGCGAUGCGGAAAGUCGAAUAUUACGUAACCGCGAUCCUAGACCGAUUAGCGUCUCAUCCUGUUGUCCAACCGAUGCUGUUUACCUUAAAGGAUGAUAUUCCAAAUAAUUGUUGAUAAAUGGUCAGUCCUGUAUAUAAUGCUAAGGAGGGAAAGAAAAACGUGUGCCAUUCGUCGCUGCACGACGAACACAAGUAAAGGCAAUAAAUAAUAUAUCAUUGUUCCAAGUUUAGAGGACUCUCUUAUUUUUGUCUUGGCAAUUUUUGAAGCUUUUUCUCGUAUAUGUCCGAUUAUAAAUCAAAUCAUUGAAUCGUAUGCAAAAAGAACGCAAUUCUAUCUCAAAAUGAGCACUUUUGAUAGGAUGAUAGUUUUGUCAAAUAAUUAUCACGGUUUAAUUAUUUUCCUCGAUUAAAGAAUGUUGAUAGAAUCAAUUUUCAUUAAAAGAUAUUAUAUUGUAGCUUUACAUGCUUAACUAAGUUUUUUUUUAAUAUUUAAAACUGUGUUUAGGAAGGAACAUUUAAGCAUGAAUUAGAAAUAAUUAUAUAAUCGCGAUUUAUCGAACUUUACAAGAGUCUAAAAGACAUUGAAAUUUUGCAGACGUCCUUUGCAUGUUGCUUGGUUUCUUUAAUAAGCAACGUAAACAAAACACAAGAAAGAAAUUGUUCAUAAAUACAUAAUAUCACUCACCAUGUUGCCAUCGACUGUUAUUCGAUACUUUUGUAAAUAUUGUCCUCUGAAUUUGGCACAUUGAAAAGCUCCGAAAAGCCUCUCUCUGUGGUCGAUGUGAGAGACGCAAAUCCUGAGAUCGGCGGGUCGAUCAGAUCUUUAUUAACAUCGGACGUCAGUCUAGAGCGACGAUUGUGCACUGUUAGUGUGUAAAAUAUUAGCGAAUUAGGAACGAUUUAAUUGCGAUCAAGGAUAUUACCUACCUACCUACCUACCCACUUACAAGUGGACAUGGGCCAAACUCGGUAUAUUAUAUUAAUAUACGUUCAAAGUUGGCCCAUCGCCAUGACCAAUGAAGUAAUAAGAAAAGAAAAAAAAAAAAAUAAAAUAAAAACAAAAAUAAAUUGUCAUCUAAUUACAUUUUUACGCACUCCAAAUUUUUAUCCUCGUCAUUUGUAUCAUAGCAAUCAUGUGUUUAAAGAAGGAUCCACAUUAUAUGUAUGUAAUCAAAAUUGUAACUGAUAAAACGUUAAUAAAAAAACGAUAUCCGAAA
This is a messenger RNA of Cataglyphis hispanica, 8148 nucleotides long. Its product is annotated as forkhead box protein B2-like. The annotation marks the transcript as partial. The record is from RefSeq and is a predicted model, not a curated record. The transcript has a single exon. Lineage: Eukaryota; Metazoa; Arthropoda; Insecta; Hymenoptera; Formicidae.